Molecule: messenger RNA, 1062 nt
Organism: Caretta caretta (loggerhead turtle)
Lineage: Eukaryota; Metazoa; Chordata; Testudines; Cheloniidae
Source: RefSeq, a predicted model, not a curated record
CCCCAGGGCACCAUGGACCGAGGCAACACGACUCUCCCACCAACUGCUGGGGCAAAUUCCAGCCAGACCCCAGCAGCUAUGACCUCCGCUCACCUGGCCUCUGCUGUGUUGCUCUUCCCCACCUUCCUGGUGGGUGUGGUGGGGAAUGGGCUGUACCUGUGGGUGCUGGGACUGAAGGUGAGGAGGAUGGUGACCAUGCUCUGGUUCCUCUCCCUGGUCUCCUCUCAUCUCCUUUUCACCCUGCUGAUCCCUUUCUUCAUUGUCUCCUUCCUCAUGGGUUUCCACUGGGUCUUCGGCAUAGCCAUGUGCAAGAUCCUCAAUACUUGCAUCUCUGUGGUCAUGUUCUCCUCUAUCAUCCUUCUCAGACUCAUCAGCCUGGACUACUACACCCUCACUCACCACCCCAUCUGGUGCUGGAAUCACUGCACCGUGCCCCAGGCUGGGAAGCUGGUUGUGGGCAUGUGGCUGGCCUCCUUCUGUGUCAGCGCUCCCUACCUGGCUUUCCGGGAGACCCGGGUGUUGGACGGGGGCAGAACCACCUGCACCAAUAAUUAUGCCCUCUCUGGAAACUGGAAUGGAGCCGAGAUGCAGGACCUGGGCAGAUGGGUCCACCAAGCUGUCUUCAUAGUCCAGUUCUUGCUGGGCUUCCUGCUGCCCUUCUACACCAUCACAGAAUGCUAUAUCUGUGUGGGGCUGAAGAUGAAGGAGAAGAAGCUGGCAUGGCCUGGGAAGCCCUUCAAAGUCAUGGUGACCGUGGUGGUUUCCUUCUUCCUCGGCUGGCUGCCCUACCACCUCCACCGUGGCUUGAAGCUCUACAAGAAGAAGGUGACAGAGUCAGCAUCAGGCGCCCUCUUUGUCACUCAUAUCUUCAUGUCCUGCUUCAAUGCUGGUUUCAACCCCGUCCUCUAUCUCUUUGUGGGGGAGAAGUUCUGGCCGGUCUUCAGGACAUCUCUUCUCACUCUCGUCAAAGCGGCUUUUGUCGACGAUCUCGGCAGCAGUGUCUCUGAGUCUAGUGGAAGACAGGGGUCAGAGGUCGAGAACACAAAACAGGUUAUGGCCUGA